Mangifera indica (mango) is the source of this 2280-nucleotide messenger RNA. Its product is annotated as proton pump-interactor 1-like. The transcript has 8 exons. NCBI's taxonomy places the organism in Eukaryota, Viridiplantae, Streptophyta, Magnoliopsida, Sapindales, Anacardiaceae. The coding region runs from base 208 to 2049 and encodes 613 amino acids. The record is from RefSeq and is a predicted model, not a curated record.
ACCUUCCCUGACCUCGAAAAUCUCUCUCUUCCAAUUUGGCACCAUUUUUUUGCUGUUAAAAGAGAAGCCCAGAGAUCUGCUUCCCUUUUUAUCCGUAUUUUGAUUUUUUCUGUCACCCUAUACUUCUACUUGAGGGCCCUUUUUCUAAAGGGUCUUCUUCUUCUUCUUCUUCUCCUGAUUUUGUGAGGCCGUUAUUUUCUGGAAAUAAUGGGUGUUGAGGUUGCUGAGAUGGCUCAAGUGCCUGUGGAGACUAUCACUGAAGUGCACAAGUCUAAGGAAAAUGGGAAACUGGUCCAGGGUCCAGGGAAUAAGGAACCACUUAAUUUCGGUUCCCAUGUAGAAGAACCUGUUGAAGGGGAAGAAAAUAAUGCAUCAAAGGCCAGUUCAUCACGGGAUGCUGUUGAGGAGUGGCCUACGCCUGUGCAGGUCCAUUCUUUUUGGUUGGUCAGGUACCGGACUUAUGAUGAUCCAAAAAUAAAGGCAAAAAUUGACCAGGCCGAUAAAGAGAUUCAAAAGAGGAAUAAAGCUCGGUCAAAGAUCUUUGACGAAUUGAAAAUAAAAAGGGCAGAUCGAUCUGAGCUAUUGGAUCAGCUGAAGGUUUUGAGGUCUGAGGGUAGGCAGGUUAAGUCAAUUAUGGAUGAGAAGAAAAAAGAACUGGAACCUCUGCAGCAGGCUCUUGGCAAGCUGCGACCUUCAAACAACAGUGGUCGUUCUGGUGGUAUCUGUUCAUCUGAGGAAGAGUUAAAUGAUCUUAUCCAUAGCUUGCAAUAUUGUAUUCAACAUGAGAGCAUCCCAUUGUCUGAGGAGAAGCAACUCCUCAGAGAAAUCAAACAGCUUGAGGGAACAAGAGAAAAAGUUGUGGCAAAUGAUGCCAUUAAAGCAAAGAUUCAGGAGUCAUUGGGUCAGAAAGAUGUUAUUCAAGACCAAGUUAAACUCAUCGGUGUUGAUUUGGAUGGAGUGAAGAAGGAGCGACAAGCACUUUUGUCCAAGAUCACUCCUCUUGAGGGGAAAGUAAAGGCAAUUGAAGAGGACAUUAAAGCUUUACAGGAGGAGUUGCAAACUGUGACUGAGAUGCGGGACAAAGCAUUUGCAAGCAUUCAGGAACUAAGGAAAAUGCGUGAUGAGAGGAAUGCCAACUUUUAUCAAUCUCGUCAAGUCUUGACCAAAGCCAGAGAGCUUGCUGUAAAGAAGGAUGUCAAAGCUCUUAAAGAAUUUACUGAAGCAGAGGUUGAAAAUUUUAUGAGCCUGUGGAACAACAAGAAGGCUGUGAGGGAUGAUUAUGAGAAAAGAAUUUUAACAUCAUUGGACAAUCGACAAUUGAGCAGGGAUGGAAGGAUCAGGAACCCUGAUGAAAAGCCCUUGGUGGUGGUGGAGAAUCCAGCACCUGAGCCUGAGACAGUGACAAAAGCUAAUGUAAAACAACCAAAGGAAGAAGCCAAAUCUACCCCAAAACAUGAUGCGUUGCCGACACAGAAGGUUCAGAAAGAAGCUGCUGGCAAAGCAACAGAAUCAAAACCCCCUGUGGAGAAAAUUGAGACAGGGGAGAUCUUUGUGCCAAAAAAGCCUACCCCAGUGGAGGAAGUUGAUGAAGCUAAGUUAAAGGAGAUGAAAAGAGAAGAGGAGAUAGCAAAAGCUAAGCAAGCGAUGGAAAGAAAGAAGAAGUUGGCUGAGAAAGCUGCAGCCAAAGCGACUAUAAGAGCACAAAAGGAGGCUGAAAAGAAGCUCAAGGAGCGUGAAAAGAAAGCAAAGAAGAAGGCUGCAGCAUCUGGACCUGGUGUUAAUGAGGAAUCAGCUGAAGCUAUCACGGAAGCAGAAGAGGAAAACGCUGAUGUGAAUGAAGAAGGUUCAGUCGAAGCUCCAGUUCCGGCAAAAGCCAAGGUUUAUAAGGAUAACAAAAUAAGGCAUAGGACUCGGCCAAGGGGUACCGAAUCACUUCCAAAAGCCAUCUUAAAGCGCAGGAAGGCUACUAACUACUGGGUAUGGGCUGUGCCUGCAGCUGUGGCAGUUUUGCUGGCUCUGGUGCUGAUAUAUUACUACUAUCUUCAGUGAGGAUGUGAAACUAGAAAGUGAGUUGAAUGAGUUAUUGACAAUUUUCUGCUUCAUGCUGGGUCUCCUAGGGGAUUUUAGAAGCAGAAAAGACACUCAAACGUUCAAGUUAAUUUUUUUUUCUUUGCAUCCUGUCCUAGGGAUGGACUCAAAACUCAUAAUGUUGUUGGUAGCUCAAUCGGUGUGAACUAAAGGGGAAACUUAAUAUGCUUUUGGAUUGAUGCAUUUUCAAAA